Molecule: messenger RNA, 1782 nt
Organism: Symbiodinium natans
Lineage: Eukaryota; Dinophyceae; Suessiales; Symbiodiniaceae
Source: the annotation of a GenBank genome assembly
AUGCUGAAAGCGGGCAGCAUGGAUUUCGUGGGCCAGAAGCAGGCUUUCAACAUGCAGUUCUACUUCAUUUGGACUUCAGGCGUGAUUGGUUACGUUCACGGCUUCGUGGCGCAGAGGUUUUUGUACACGUUUCUUUGGAUAUUUGGUACCACAUUGUUUGUCACGCUGAUGUGCCUGCCUCCGUGGCCGAUGUGGAACAGGCAUCCGGUGGUAUGGCUCGAACCCAAAGAGCGAGACGAUGACGACGAGCCCAAGCCCAAAAAACCUCAGGAGAGACAAGCAAAGACGCCAAGAAAGGUGGUAAGAGCAAAAAGAAAAAUUAGGCUAGAGCCAAAGACCGAGGCCGACCCUGCCUUUAAGUGCAUGGCGGAGGCUUAUGUCAUAACCUCAUCUGAGCUGCAGCGCAUCAAGAAUGCCAUUGGUUUGACAAGCGAUGUUGCUGCAGAUUCGAGCGCUGAUGCCACGCAGAUGCCUGCCAAGACCCGGGCGCAGUUGCUCCACGAGAAGUCGCAGGCUCGGGCAAAGACUUGGAGCAAUACCUUGGAAGGCAGUCGGCGGAAGAAGGCCGAGGAGAAGAGGAAAAAGCUGGAGAUGGAAGAGCUGGAGAGACAGAAGGUAGACGCGGAAGAGGCCAAGAUCCAGUUGGAUCAACGGCGCGCGACUAUUGACCGUGCAAACAAGCUCCUGUACGAGGAGUCUGAUCGCAUGAAGUCUUUCCACAGCAAGAUGAUGCAUUGUGACGUCAUUGCAGAGCGAGAGGCACAGAUCUCGCUAAAAGGCGAGCUGAAGAAGCUCGAGCAGAUCCGAGAUGAUCGCUUUCUCGAAAUGGAGAAGCAGAACUAUCGCAAGAUGCUGGAGCGUGAGAUGAAGGAGCGGGAAACGAAGGAGGAACUCUCCAAAAUUGCAGCAAAGGCCCAAAAGGAGCAGCUUGCUGAAUACAAAGAGAAGCGGUUCCAGGAGGUAGAGGAUGCCAUGCUCGAAGGCGAGCUCCUGCGUCGGAAGGCUAUCGAGGAUUUGGAGGCGGAGCGUUCGGCUGAGAAGAGACGUCGAGAGAUGGCAAUCAAGGCACAGAAAGAGACGCAGAAAGCGAACUCGUACCUCAAACAGAUAAAGGCCGAAGACAUGCUCCGUCAGCAGAAAGAGGAGGAAAAGAUUCAGGAGUAUGCCCAACGCAAAGAGAAGAUGCUGCAACUUCGGAAGCAGAAGGAGGAGGAAGUCUUUCAGCAGAAGCAGGCAGCCCGAAAUGCCAUGAUCGAUGCGCAGGCCAAGCGCUUGGCCGAGAUGCAGAGCAAUGAAGAUGCCCGAGUGGAAGGGCAGGUCAAGCAGAAGGAGGCUGCGGAUGAGAAGAAGCGGCUUGACAAGUUAGAGAUGAUGAGAAGGUGGGAGGAGGACAUUCAGAACAGCCGGCAAGCGCAGAUCGAGCGCAAGCAGAAUACCCGCGCCCGAGAAAAGGCAGAAGACCAUGAGACUGCCAAAUUUCUGGCGGAGUGGUGCAAGGUGCUCGACAAGCAGGAGCAGGAGGAGAACAUCCUCAAGGAUGCGGCAGCUCGUAAGCUGGCACAGGAGCACCUGAAGCAGGUUGAGCUGUCUCGGCGGAAGAAGUUCGAGGAGAAGCACUCUGACAAAGGCGUGGCAGAGCAUGCCAGCAAAGUCAUGGAGGCAGACACGCUCGAGUUUCACGCGUAUGCAGAGAAAAUCAUUCGGGAGUAUUCCGCAGAGGGCAAGAACGUCAUCCCUCUCAUCAAGGAGCUUCGAGAUUUUCGAAAACGAGUGCAGGAGUGA